Molecule: messenger RNA, 944 nt
Organism: Haplochromis burtoni (Burton's mouthbrooder)
Lineage: Eukaryota; Metazoa; Chordata; Actinopteri; Cichliformes; Cichlidae
Product: next to BRCA1 gene 1 protein-like
Exons: 3
Coding region: 198-791 (197 amino acids)
Source: RefSeq, a predicted model, not a curated record
GUGUUUCUCUUCUUUCAUGGUUUGUGCAGUUACAUUUGACCCAUGAAAAUAAAGACUUCCUUAUGAUAUAGUAUCGCUGUGCUUACUGCUCUUCUUAAGUGAAGCAUUUGUGUUGCCGGUGACGAAUCUAGCGGAGUGGAGAAACUGACGGUGUGUUUAUUUUCCAGAGUGCGGUGAGGCAGGGGAACCGACUGCACAUGAAUGUGUACGAAACUCGAGGCCAGCCGACGAGGGUUGCCACCACCAAGGCCAGCGGAGCAGAACCCAAGAGGGGCUUCAGGCCCCCACAGCACUGCCCUUCACUUGCUCAGGUGGUCAGUCGCAAGGUCCAGGCUGCAGUGCCAGAACAGGGCAUGGUGAUCAUGAAAGAAGUAAAAGGGACCAAAGAAGAAGACAAGACUCCUCCAGCCUGGUUCACCUCCUACAUGGAGAAGUUCAAGGACCAGGUAGUUCGUGAGGCAGUGGAAAAGAUCUGUCGGGAGUUUUCAGGACAAUGCUGCAUCCACAAACCCCUGGGAGGGGGAGGAGGAGCAGCAGGAGGAGCUGGUGGAGCUGGUGGAGGUAGAGUGGAAGCUGUAGGAGGAGCAGAGACCCAGCAGGUCCCCGAGGUGUCCUCUUCCACUCUGCCUGGAGCUCCGUCCUCCUCAACUCCUCCCUGCUCGUCCUGCAGGGGGCAGACUACUGGAGGAGGCUAUCAGUGCAGGUAUGUGUUGUUGAGUAAGUUCAGUCUUUGGAUUCUGCUUGUUGAUUUAUCUUUGUUGGUGAAAGACGCUGUCCCGGUGUGGCAGUAGGCCUGGGUUUAACUCUAACACUUGUCAGUGUACAAAUGAAUAAGCUGCAAGACGUUGUUACCAAGCAGAGCAGGGCGAUAUGCCCCAAAAUAUUUAUCACGAUAUGCAUUUGAACAUUUGUGAUAACGAUAUAAUUGACACGAGACAACAUGC